AAGAAUGGAUGUGAUUUUUGAAACCUCAAUAGGUAAAGUCUUUACAAUUGAAGUGGGUUACUUUGAUACAGUUUUGGAAAUGAAAGAAAAGAUUCAUAAAUAUGAAGGUAUUCCAAUCUCAAGACAAACCCUAAUUCGCAAUGGUCAGGUUAUGUCAGAUAAGCACGAUACUGAGUUUUAUCAAGUUCUUGAAGGUUCUCGUCUCCAUCUUCAAAUCGAUGCAUCUCCUCAUCAACAGUAUCAACAACCCAUGUUGCCAGUUGCGUCGCCCAAGGUAAAGAUUGAAGAAUCAUCAUCAUCAACAUCUUCUUCUACGUCAAGAAUCCAACUUCUAAUAAAGAAUUUAGUAUCAAAAAAGCAAUUUUCUUUAGGUUUUGAUGUAAAUGAUACGGUUGGUAAAUUAAGAGAUAAAGUUCAUGAAAUGGAGCAAGGUAUUCCGUGUAGUCGGUUAGCAUUGUUUUUAUCUAAUAAUGAACUAAUCGAUGAUAAGAGAACGUUGGGUGAUUAUGGCAUUGUUGAUCUUUCUGAAAUUACUGUCUCACUGAAAAAUUUACCACCUACUUCAAUGCCCACGACUACUACAAUGUCUGGUGGUAGAGGAGGAGGAUGUAGUAUGAGUUCAGGUUCGUCACCCGCUUCCAACAAGAGACUGAAGUUAAUGGUAUUACCAAAAUGUGGAACACAAAAAGUUCAAGUAGAAGUGAAUGGAAAUGAUAAGGUUCGAGAAUUGAAAAAAGAAUUGCAGAAACUGAAUCAAAGAGGGGUUCAGUUUAAUCUUCCAAGCGAUGGGUAUUUUUUCAUAUAUAAUCAAAAUGUUAUGGAUGAAGAUCGUUCUUUCAAGUCACAUGAACUUAGACAAGGCGACACAAUUGAGAUAUUCAAUGGUAGUGUUACUGGUGGUUCCUAGUAAUAGUGAUCUAAUUGAUUGUCAAUUCAAUUCUUUCCCAUGAUUUUUAAUUGAAGUUAUUAAAUCAAAUGGUGUUU
This is a messenger RNA of Papaver somniferum (opium poppy), 984 nucleotides long. Its product is annotated as ubiquitin domain-containing protein 7SL RNA2-like. Bases 5 to 907 code for a protein of 300 amino acids. The transcript has a single exon. The record is from RefSeq and is a predicted model, not a curated record. Gene Ontology annotation, molecular function: polyubiquitin modification-dependent protein binding; proteasome binding; ubiquitin binding. Gene Ontology annotation, biological process: proteasome-mediated ubiquitin-dependent protein catabolic process. Gene Ontology annotation, cellular component: cytosol; nucleoplasm. Lineage: Eukaryota; Viridiplantae; Streptophyta; Magnoliopsida; Ranunculales; Papaveraceae.